AUGACACUCUACGAAUGUCCAAGGAAAAUUUUGACCACGCUAAAAGCAUGCGUUCAAGCACUUGGUAUGGAGAGCGGUGACAUCGUGGAUGCUCAGAUCACUGCGUCUUCAGAAUGGGAUGGAAAUCAUGCCGCCAGGCAGGGAAGGUUGAAGUUUCAAGCGGUUCCAGGUAAAGCAGGAAGCUGGUCAGCACGCAGAAACGAUGUCAGCCAAUGGAUACAAAUAAAACUUUCCGGUUACACAAAGAUAACUCAGUUUGCCACACAAGGAAGAAAUGCGUACAACCAGUGGGUAACGAAGUACAAGUUACAGUACAGCGAGGACGGUGUGACUUUUCGCUAUUACCAUGAGCCAGGCCAAAGUUCACCCAAGGAAUUUGAUGGUAAUAAGGACAGUGACACUAUUGUAGUCCAUGAAUUGAUUCCUCCCGUCCAAGCACAGUACAUAAGACUUACUCCUUCAGAUUGGCACAAUCAUAUAUCAAUGAGAAUGGAAGUCUACGGUUGCGCAGCUUGCUCUGCACCCCUUGGAAUGGAGACCGGACUCAUAAAAGAUGCCCAAAUCACAGCCUCUUCAGAAUGGGAUCCGAACCAUGCUGCACUCCAGGGACGAUUGAACUUCUUAGCGGUCCCAGGGAAGGCAGGAAGCUGGUCAGCUAAAUAUAAUAACCAGGGUCAAUGGAUCCAAGUCGAUCUACUUGCUUACACUAAAGUCACGCGCACAGCAACUCAGGGAAGAAAUGCUUUUGCUCAGUGGGUAACAAAGUACGGCCUGCAGUACAGGGAAGAUGGACUGCACUUUAUUCAUUACCGUGAACCAGGGCAGAGUUCGCCUAAGGAAUUUAUUGGAAAUCAGGAUAGUGACACCAUUGUUUCUCACCAAUUAGCCCCAGCAAUCAACGCGCGCUACAUAAGGCUUAAUCCAAUCACUUGGCACAACCACGUAUCAAUGAGAAUCGAACUUUAUGGAUGCCCAGCAUGUGCAGAAGCUGUUGGCAUGGAGAGCGGCCUCAUCAGAGAUGCUCAGAUCACCGCCUCUACAGAAUGGGAUGCAAACCAUGCUGCAAUUCAAGGAAGGCUGAACUUCCUGGCAAUUCCAGGCAAAGCAGGAAGCUGGUCAGCUCGUCAUAAUAAUCUCAAUCAGUGGAUCCAGGUCGAUCUCCUUGCUUACUCCAGAGUUACUCAGAUAGUCACACAGGGAAGAAACAAAUUUGCACAGUGGGUAACCAAAUACACUUUGCAGUACAGUGAAGAUGGAGUUACCUUUGAAUAUUAUCAUCUACCAGGCCAGCUUUCAGCAAAGGAAUUUGUUGCAAAUCAAGACAGUGACACAACUGUAGCCCAUCAGCUUACACCUUCAAUAAAGGCUCGUUACAUGAGACUUCAUCCAACCGGUUGGCACAAUCACAUAUCUAUGAGGAUGGAACUCUACGGAUGUGAAACCUGUGGAGAUCCUGUUGGUAUGGAGAGCGGCCUCAUCAAAGAUGCCCAGAUCACCGCCUCUACUGAAUGGGAUGCAAAUCAUGCUGCAAUUCAAGGAAGGCUGAACUUCCUGGCGGUUCCAGGCAAAGCAGGAAGUUGGUCGGCUCGUCAUAAUAAUCUCAAUCAGUGGAUCCAGGUCGAUCUUCUUGCUUACACCAAAGUUACACAGAUAGUCACACAGGGAAGAAACGCAUUUGCACAGUGGGUAACCAAAUACACUUUGCAGUACAGUGAAGAUGGAGUUACCUUUGAAUAUUAUCAGUUACCAGGCCACUCUUCUGCAAAGGAAUUUACCGCAAACUCUGAUAGCGACACAAAAGUCUACCACAAGCUCGCCCCAUCGAUUAAAGCCCGGUAUGUCAGGUUGCGACCAACUGCAUGGCACAACCAUAUAUCGAUGAGAAUGGAGCUCUACGGAUGUCCAGCUUGCUCGGAUCCCCUUGGUAUGGAAAGUGGUCUUAUCAAAGAUGCUCAGAUCAAAGCCUCUACAGAAUGGGAUGCAAACCAUGCUGCAAUUCAAGGAAGGCUUAACUUCCUGGCGGUUCCAGGCAAGGCAGGAAGCUGGUCAGCUCGUCACAAUGAUGUCAAUCAAUGGAUCCAGGUCGAUCUUCUUGCUUACACCAAAGUAACUCAGAUAGUCACACAGGGAAGAAAUGCAUUUGCACAGUGGGUAACUACUUACUUGCUGCAAUACAGUGGUGAUGGCGUCACAUUUCAUCCUUAUCAUCUACCAGGAGAGAGCUCAGCUAAGAUCUUUUCCGCAAAUCAAGACAGCGACAGUAAAGUCUUGCACGAGUUAACCCCGCCAAUCAAUACACGCUAUGUGCGACUCUCCCCAGUCACCUGGCACAACCAUAUAUCUUUGAGAAUGGAACUUUAUGGCUGCCCAGCAUGCGCAGAUGCUCUUGGGAUGGAGAGCCGCCUCAUCAAAGAUGCUCAAAUCAUAGCUUCUUCAGAAUGGGACCCAAACCAUGCUGCAAUCCAGGGAAGGUUGAACUUUUUGGCGGUUCCGGGCAAGGCAGGAAGCUGGUCUGCUAAAUACAAUAAUGUUAAUCAGUGGAUUCAGGUGGACCUAGCUGGUUACAAAAAAGUUACAGGGGUAGUGACUCAAGGAAGGAAUGCGUUUCACCAGUGGGUUACCAAAUACCGUUUGCAGUUUAGCGUGGAUGGGGUUACAUUUCGUUUUUACAACGCACCAGGCCAGAACGUACCCGAGGAGUUCGAUGCAAAUCAAGACAAAGACACCCCUGUCUAUCACGAGCUCAACCCACCAGUAUUAACACGCUACGUAAGACUUCUUCCAACUGCUUGGCACAAUCACAUCUCCAUGAGAAUGGAGCUAUAUGGCUGUAAAGCAUGCUCAGCACCCCUGGGUAUGGAUAAUCAAAUGAAGCUUAUAAAAGAUGCUCAGAUCUCAGCCUCUUCAGAAUGGGAUGGAAACCAUGCUGCAAAACAGGGAAGGUUGAACUUUUUGGCGGUUCCAGGAAAAGCAGGAAGUUGGUCUGCUAAAUACAAUAAUGUUAAUCAGUGGAUCCAAAUUGAUCUUCUCGCUAAAACGACAAUAACACAGAUGGCCACUCAAGGAAGGAAUGCGUACGUCCAAUGGGUGAAAAAAUACAAAGUGCAGUACAGUGAUGAUGGAGUGAAUUUUAGCUUUUAUCAAAUACCAGGCCAAAGCUCUCCAAAGGAGUUCAUCGCAAACCAAGACAGUAACACUGUUGUAUUCCAUGAGCUCUACCCAUCAAUUGAGGCACGUUACGUAAGAGUUCUCCCCACUGAAUGGCACAAUCACAUCUCGAUGAGGAUGGAACUCUAUGGAUGUGAAGAUUAAGCUUUCAUUUGGAUGCUCACAAAGACAACCUGCUCUGACAGCCGGCAGCGAUGUACUAUUCACCAUAUUUUAAUGCAGUGCUUUCUGCGCGAGUUUCAAGCUGGGUUAUGGCCAAGUUGACCACAAUCUCUACACUCUUCUCUGUAAAAUUCUCUUGGUACUUACAAAGAGAAUUUAUUUUACAAUUAAAAUAUUCUUAAGUUA
Molecule: messenger RNA, 3516 nt
Organism: Stylophora pistillata
Lineage: Eukaryota; Metazoa; Cnidaria; Anthozoa; Scleractinia; Pocilloporidae
Molecular function (GO): calcium ion binding
Source: RefSeq, a predicted model, not a curated record